UGAGAAUAUCAAUUAAUGAGACCGCUCCAAACGCAGGGCUUGGUGGUAGGGUGCCAUUGGCAGCUCAGCUCUGCGACUCUUACAGUGAGAGACAGAGAGAAAGGCAGAGUUUCAAAUCUCACUUGCAUCUGGCCGGCCCUGUCAUCUCAACCUCCCAAGUGCACGGCCAUUGGCCGCUGGCAGAGAUGUGUGACCGCCGUAAUGAGCUGCCUACCACCUGCCAGGCACAAGAUCCUCUUCUCGUCGCCCUGCCGCACCCCCCUGGUGAGCGGGCGCAACAGCGCCAAGGAUCAUGGCCUUGUCCAUUGGACACCAUCCCGUUGCCUACGAGCAUGAUGGGGGCACCCAUUACAACUUACGGCUUUCGAUACUGCUAUUCCCUUUGAGGAAGUGGCUUUCGAGAUGGAGCGCCCAUGUCGAGUAAAGAGAAAACCAAAGUCCCCAUUCCCAAGCCCAAGAGCGUCAACGGUGCUGCCCGCUCGUAGCGGAACGGGCAAGGGUGAGGAACAUGGCUCGAUUCUUGCUUUUCCCCAACAGGUCGAUCAUUCAUCACGGAGCCUUGUAGGACCGCUUGUCCUGUGCGUCUCCUCUGCUCUUGAUGGUUGGUGAAGGCCCUGAAGGAUGGGCCGGGGUUUUAAUAAUCUGCUUGCUGCUGGCCCUCCUCUUCCGGGUGUUGUAAGCGUAUAUCUUUGCUGCCACCCCUCCAAAUCGGCUCGCGACG
Messenger RNA from Colletotrichum godetiae, 721 nucleotides. RefSeq lists its product as uncharacterized. The record is from RefSeq and is a predicted model, not a curated record. The transcript has a single exon. Lineage: Eukaryota; Fungi; Ascomycota; Sordariomycetes; Glomerellales; Glomerellaceae. The coding region runs from base 16 to 336 and encodes 106 amino acids.